This is a messenger RNA of Bubalus bubalis (water buffalo), 3770 nucleotides long. RefSeq names its product RNA-binding motif protein, X-linked 2. The coding region runs from base 16 to 633 and encodes 205 amino acids. Lineage: Eukaryota; Metazoa; Chordata; Mammalia; Artiodactyla; Bovidae. The transcript is spliced from 6 exons. Gene Ontology annotation, molecular function: RNA binding. The record is from RefSeq and is a predicted model, not a curated record. Gene Ontology annotation, cellular component: U2 snRNP; catalytic step 2 spliceosome; precatalytic spliceosome. Gene Ontology annotation, biological process: mRNA splicing, via spliceosome.
CAUUUUUCACUCAGAAUGAACUCCAAAGUCCGUGCAGUAGUCUAUAUUGGCCUACAGGAUCUGGGCCCUGUUAUCUUUCUCAGCUCAGCUUUCCUCUCACCUUCACUCCUGGUAUUGUGUUCCUUGCUGCUCCUUGAUUACUUCAGCCCUUUAACUAAAGUGAAGCUGAUUAAUGAGCUGAAUGAUCGUGAGGUCCAACUGGGAGUGGCGGAGAAGGUGUCUUGGCACAACGAGUACAAGGACAGCGCUUGGAUCUUCCUGGGGGGACUUCCUUAUGAACUGACUGAAGGGGACAUCAUUUGUGUGUUCUCACAAUAUGGAGAGAUUGUUAACAUUAAUCUGGUACGGGACAAGAAGACUGGGAAAUCCAAAGGAUUCUGUUUCCUCUGCUAUGAAGACCAGAGGAGCACAGUUCUGGCUGUUGACAAUUUUAAUGGAAUCAAGAUCAAAGGAAGAACUAUCCGAGUGGAUCAUGUAUCUAACUAUCGACUUCCUGAGGACUCAGAAGAAAUGGAUGAGGUGACCAGAGAGCUGCAGGAGAGGGGCUGUGGGACUCAUACUCCUCCACCAAGUUCAUCUGAGGGCUCUGAAGAUGACAAACCCACCAAAAAACACAAAAAAGGCAAAAGAUGAUUUUGAUGGUGCCACUGGUUGCUCUAUUGACCUGUCAGCUGCCUCUGUACAGGGCUCUGCCUGAACCAUCUUACUUGUUUCAUAUAGCAAUGUCUCACAGCAUGUGCUGCAGCAACUCUCACUAUCAGAAGAGAGAGUGGAGUUAUCAGGCAUUGGACAUAUAAUAUUUUGCAAUCUUUCUUCAUAUUUUGUGAUGGCUGGGUAUAAUACACUGGUCACCACAGCCACGACCCAGGUCAUUACAUUUUGCAUUAUACUGUUCAGUUCUUCAGAAGUUACCUGGAAAGGAGGCGAGUGGGGAUAUAAGGGAAAUCAUGUAUAAAUUACUCAUUUUAGGGACAGCAACUAACUUUUAAUUCCUUAUAUCAAACAAUGCAUGGUUAGAAUCCAGCCAUGGUGUAUAAAGAGAACAUAGGAACUCUAUUUAGAACACCAGAUUAAUUUCAAGUUGGUUUAUUCUCUAUGGCUGUGAUCUAUUUUUUGAAUAAGAUUUCCUUUGAUUCAAAAUCUCCUGGAUGCUAUACAUGUGCUCCUAAACAUAUACUUAUAUCAUCCCCUAGAUUAUCUAAUUGUUGAAUAUUUAUUGUGCAGUGUAGCACCCUUAAAGCUGUCUGUCCAUUUUAUUUUUAUUUCAAAAAUCUGAACAUAUGCCUAGCAUAUACUUGAGCUCACUGUUGGUGAAAUUUAAAUGUUAAUAAAGUAGUAUACCCAUUGAAAAAUAAAGCAGAAAAAAGCAAAACAAAAAAUUCCUUGGAGCUAUAUAAUAGUUUAUUACUGAGGGUAAAUGGCUUCUUGGUUAGAAAAAAAUAGCCAAGCUCAUAGAAAACAAAUGCUCUAGCAAGAGGUAAGACUAUUUUAUGAUCCAAGCAAUACUUAAACCAGAUUGCCUCUAACAAAGUAUUUCAUGAAACAUAUUUGCAGUUCAAACAUGUAUGUGCCUUUGUGGACAGAGUCUCCUUUUACUUAGGCAUCUGUUUAGCUAGGAGAUGAGGGUGAAAAAUAAAGCCUCACUGUGGAGAGGUCAGCCUGUGGGCUACCUGGCUGGUCUGUUGCUGCCUUUCUCGGUCAAUUGACUGUGCUGAUUUGCAUAUGCAAAUCACUACAGCUACUUGUUUAAGUUUAAUCAAUGGCAACAAUUAGCACUGAUGAUUUAAGGGAAAUGAACAGGCUUAGGUCCAAUAAAAGAUUAUCAGUGCAAACUGUCUUAGAUUGGGAGGCAGAGGUCAGCUCAAGAAACAAAUGCAUUAAUUUCAGAAGGAAAAAAGGCUGAGCCCGAACUUGGCUCAAACAACCAGAAGGUGGAGCACUUGAAGGAAGUUGGGGUCUCUUUCAGUUAAGUGCUGAAGUAGAAACACAGGGCCUGGACUUGAACAGCCAUUUCCUCAUGGUUAAUUGUGUUUAUUGUUACAGCUUAGACAGGGGACCAGGGGCAGAUAACAAGUGCACCUGCCAGACUCUAUAACUGUUUGUGUACGUUUACUUUUUGCAGAUAUAUUUGGGGGUCAUAAAAAUCCUUUUGCCUAUAAUAAAAUAGCAUUCUUUUUAAAGUUGUUAGUAUCAUCAAGACAGCCAGACCAAGCUUGUGUACCUUCCACAGGAACUGUUUCUCAACGCCAUGGCUACAAGCCAAUGGCAGCAAAGGCUUGAUGCCUGGCAUUUUAGCUGUGUGCACUGUUUGAUAUCCUGGCAUUUGGGCACCGGAUUCCCUAUCAUGUUGUUGUUAAUUCACAGUUAUCUCUGAAGUUAGCCUCAGAUUGUUCAAGGUUAGGCCAACAUUCAGAGAAAAGUUAACACCUUGCUGAAUGUAGCAUAUUCUCUCCUGACCAGUUAGAGAAGGUUUGAAGGACACCUCCAGGAAAAGUCAUGUUAUUGGAAUCCAUUUCCCAAAUCUCUUAAUGUAUGUUUUAUUGUGAUAAAAUGCACAUAACAUAAAACUGACUAUUUUAAAUUAUACAGUUGAGCAGCAUUAAGUACAUUCACAGUGUUAUGCAGACAUUACUACUAUCUAGUUCUUGUAAUGCAUUUUUUCCACCUACCGUGCAGACCAGAAAAUGGCUACUGAGUUUGAAGAACAUAUUAAUAAUUUGAAAUGACAGCAUACGGUUGAAAAACACUUAUUUUACAUAAACAUGACCUAAAUCAGACACUUCUAAGAAUUACAUUUAAACAUUAAUAAAUAAGUUACUCACCUUCUUGGUCUAAAUUGAUCGAAAUCUAUUCCAAUACAUAUGAGCUAAGAAUUUCAAUACAUAUUAUUUUCUUAUUACCAGAGAUAAUGUACAGUAAGUAGAUCUACAUUAUUCCUCUUAAGGUAGCUGAGAAGAAGCACGUCCAACUUUGACAUAUAAAAUUGGGGCAUUUGUCAAGUUUUUAAUGAACUGAAAUGUAAUAAGUAGAAUCUGAUUUUUAGCUCAUUUUCACUAUACUAUUAAACCAAGAAAUAUCUUCCAGGUGCCAGUAUGUCUCAGCCUUUGUGUUUGUUGGAUGGUCUAUGAAACUCUCAUGUACGUGUGCAAAAGUAUGUGAAUGUGCUACUCCCUUGAACCCCUUUCUAGCUAGUCCCAAAAGUUGGGGCUUAUCAGACUUACCUUAUGCUCUUCGCCUGGUCCAAGUUGCAGCUCUCUUGAGACCCCCUUCUUUUGAUGGAGUAGCCAUCUUAAGAUUCUUCUUACUCCCAGGAGAAUUAUGAGAUAGAUCUAGGCAUCUUGGUUCGCUUACCUAAGGGGCAGGGUGCUCAGCCCUUAAGCCAGAUCUGUAAGGGUCUGCAAAGGCAUUUCCUGUAAUGCCUUCCCAUUAUGGAGUGAGUGUGUGGUAUUGGAUGUUUUCUUUGUGAUGAUUAAACCUCCCAAAGCUCCCCCAAUCUACCCUCCUGAGGCCCCUGUGCCAAAUGGCGAUAACUGUAACUUUGUAGCCCCCAUAACAAUAACUCUUUGAACAAUAAUUUCGGACCUUGGCAAAAUUCAAGAUUAACAGAGAGUGAAAGUCAAGGAAGAGAAAACGGAAAAGAGGAAAACUGACUAAAAUCAACAGAUCAUUUUGCUAGUAGUCUGAUUCACAGAUUUUUCUCUAAUAACAUAUUAGAAAAUAUCCACGACACUGGAUGCUUGGGGCUGGUGCGCUGGGAUGACCCAGAGGGA